This is a messenger RNA of Fusarium keratoplasticum, 990 nucleotides long. RefSeq lists its product as uncharacterized. Bases 1 to 990 code for a protein of 329 amino acids. The transcript is spliced from 4 exons. Lineage: Eukaryota; Fungi; Ascomycota; Sordariomycetes; Hypocreales; Nectriaceae. The record is from RefSeq and is a predicted model, not a curated record.
AUGGCCCCUUACACUUCUUCCACCCCCAUCAGCGAGCUCGUCGCCGACUACGCCUCCAUCAUCAAGGGAAAAACAAUCCUCACAACAGGCGUAACCCCCAAGGGCCUCGGCGCAAUCUUUGUCGAAGCCACCGCCGCCGCAUCCCCAGAACUCCUCAUCCUCGCCGGCCGCACCGCCUCCAAGCUCCAAGAGCUCUCUGAAACCAUCAGCGCAACUCAUCCGGGUGUCAAGACCCGCCACCUGAUCGUCGACUUGAGCUCCAUGGACUCGGUGCGCAAGGCUGCUGAAGAGGUCAAUGGCUGGGGCGACGUGCCCGAGAUUGAUGUUGUUGUUAACAAUGCGGGUGUCAUGGCUAUUCCUUAUGCUACGACGUCGGAUGGCUUUGAGAUGCAGUUUGCUGCUGAUCACCUUGGACACUUUCUCUUGACAAACCUCAUCAUGGACAAGAUCCUCGCCUCCAAGUCUCCGCGCGUCGUCAACGUUUCUAGCAACGGUCACAGCUUCAGCCCCGUCCGCCACUACGAUCCUCACUUUAGCAAGGGCGAGACGUAUGACAGGUGGACGGCUUACGGACAGGCCAAGACGGCAAACAUGCUCUUCUCGCUAUCCUUGGCUCAGAAGCUGGGAAGUCGAGGUCUCCAGGCGUAUAGCGUGCACCCUGGCCUCAUCAUGACGACCAACUUGGGAAGCCACCUGGACUUUGCAUCCCCUGACAAGGAUCUCAAGAGUUUUCUCGAAGCCCAUCGCUCGCGUGGCCACUCUGAAGGCUGGGAAUUCUUUGAAGCCGUCCCUGUAGAGGUCGGAGCAGCUACGCAUGCCUUUGCUGCAUUCGACCCCAACAUCAAGGCGAGCAACGGCGCUUACCUCCUUGAGUCCCGCGUCUCUGACCCUUACGUCGACACGGUCAAAGCCUGGGCGAGGGACACCAUCGAGGCCGACAAGACGUGGAAGCUGAGCGAGGAGCUUGUCAAGCAAAAGUUUAGCUACUAA